GCUUUCGGAGAUUCUAGAAAUCUUCGAUUGGUCUUCACCAAAAAAUAAUUCGUUCAAAAUUGUAUCAUGGAGAUAGACGAUGAUCCAAAGACCACUCCUUCUCCUAAUUCGUAUCUAGUUGAAGAGUUGGGUUCCUAUGUAGAUGCAGGAGAACCCGAGUUAGAUUCAGAAAACGAUGCAGAUUCUGCUCUUGGUGGAAUGAGUUUAAGGAGUUCUAACUUCACAGUCGAAUCGGAAUUCUAUCGUCACAUUGAAGAAAAUGGAAGAACGUAUCAUCGUUAUAAACAUGGUCAAUAUCCGCUGCCGAAUGAUGCACUUGAACAAAAUAGACUAGAAUUUCAACAUAGGUUCCUACGCAUGACCAUCGACGGAAAGUUAUGCGUAUCGCCAAUCGACACGGAUCGCCCAAUAAAUGUUUUAGAUGUUGCCACUGGAACUGGUAUUUGGGCAGUUGAAUUUGCAGAUGAAUACCCCAAUUCGACGGUGAUUGGUACUGACCUUAGCCCCAUUCAGCCGCAUUAUAUCCCCACGAACUGCUCAUUCCGAAUCGAAGACGCUGAAGAUCCAUGGAAAUUUGACGAUUUAAAAUUCGACUUGAUUCAUGGUCGCGCCUUGUUGACCUGCUUUCGUUCUCCCAAAACCGUCAUUGCAUCGGCAUUCCAAGCUCUGGCACCAGGAGGAUACCUCGAGCUUCGAGAUCCAAUCUUUCCUUUCAAAUAUGCGUCACCGCCGCCGGAGAAUUGUGCAUUGGUAAAAUGGAACAAUAUGAUAGUAGAAGCUUCUACGAGAGCCGGGCGACCUUGGACAAAUGGAGCACAUUAUAAGAAGUGGAUGGAAGAAAGCGGUUUCGUUGAUAUUGUGGAGAGAAGGGAAUAUGCACCGAUGAGUCCAUGGGCAAAAGGUCAAAGGAAUAAAGUCUUGAGCGUAUGGGUACAAAGGAAUAUCUUGAUGGGCUUGGAAGGAUUGAGUAUGGCACUUUUCACAAGAGUCUUGGGAAUGGAAAAAGAGCAGGUAAAUGAGCUGUUGAUUGGCGUGAGAGCAGAUAUUGAAAACACUAAGAUACACUGCUAUUCUGAAGGGGUUCUAGUGUAUGGAAGGAAACCUUAAAGGAGCUCUUUGAGAAUUGGAAAUAUAGGAGAUGUUGUCUUUGAUUGAUUCUUGACAGAUUAUUCGCAGUCAGGAAGACGACUAGUGAACUAAUAUCUUUUAGUUCAAGGAUAUACCCAUUGUAAUAUUGAGUAAUUCUUUAUAAUUGUCUUUUCAUUUGAGCUAUAUGGCCAAGUAUUAUUAUCCAAAAUGAAGUCCGUAUCUGCGAUGUUAUUGGAAUUGAAUUUUUUUGUCAGUAGAUAGUCUCUGCGGGCUGCAAUAAUGUAUUAGUUGAGGGAAGACGAUCGAAAUCGUUCCUAAAUCGCACCCAAGGUGCUACGAGUAGAGCAGCCAAAAGUUUCAUCACACGAUCAAAUGUGUGAUCUUGAUUGUGAUCA
Botrytis cinerea B05.10 is the source of this 1484-nucleotide messenger RNA. RefSeq lists its product as hypothetical. Bases 67 to 1107 code for a protein of 346 amino acids. Lineage: Eukaryota; Fungi; Ascomycota; Leotiomycetes; Helotiales; Sclerotiniaceae. The transcript has 9 exons. Gene Ontology annotation, molecular function: methyltransferase activity. The record is from RefSeq and is a predicted model, not a curated record.